AUGAAUGCCUUAGAUCUCGAUGCGGUCUUGGAAGCUCUGCACCAGAACUUAUCUGUGUCAUCUAACACGAGCACAACGGCAACCUUGCUUGGGGGGUUAUUACCGACCACUCUCCUCGAAAAUCUCAUCCCUGGAUAUGGCUACAUUCACAAGAUCGUCUUACAAACCGUUGGUUUUGACAUCACACUUCUUGUUUCUCUAUGGGCUGCUUUGUGGUUGGGAAAUAAGGCUUUCGAUGCAUUGUGGGCGUUUGGAUGGACAUUCGUGAGGUUACAUUGGAUGUCUGACAUCUCUAUUGGCAGUAGAGAUGAGAUUCACGACGAAGUUAUAGAAUUCCUAGCGCACAAGUAUCAAAUGAAGCCUUCUCGCUCGCUCCAGGCAGAAACAACACGACGGGGAUAUUGGGACCUGGAUAACGAGGAUGCGGUUACCUUAACACAGCUCGACGGAACUGGUACCAUACAAUGGCUCAAUUUUGCCGACCAAGACUCCAAGACUCAACCUCAGUUCACGCCAUCUAUAGGAGGUAGUCAUGAAUUUUGGCACAAUGGGAGAUACUUUCGAGUUAAACGUUCGAAGGAAAUGGUUUUCUCAUCUUCUACGUAUGACAACAAUCCAGUGUCCGAUCAACAAACACUUCUCAUCUCUUGCUACGGUCGUACCACAGCACCUAUCAAAACAUUUCUCCAGGAUGCCAAAGAUUAUUCGAAUAGAAACCACAGUGCAAAGACGGUCAUCCGUCGACCGGCAAACAAGGAACGUCGAACGUGGGGGGGUCGAAGUGCUUGGACUGAGGUAGCUAGAAGACCAUGUCGUCCAAUGAGAACAGUGGUUUUGGACGAGGAUAUGAAGAGUAAUGUUUUACUUGACAUUAACGAAUAUUUGAAUCCCUCAACCGCUCGCUGGUACGCCAUUCGCGGUAUUCCUUAUCGUAGAGGUUACCUCUUUCAUGGGCCUCCGGGAACUGGCAAAACUUCGUUAACAUUUGCUCUCGCGGGUGUUUUCGGGCUAAACAUCUAUGUUGUCAGUCUACUAGAACCUACGCUCACCGAAGAAGAACUCGGCAAUCUCUUCACCAACUUACCGCCUAGGUGCAUUGUAUUAUUGGAGGAUAUCGACACUGCAGGCUUAACACGAGUUGAAAAGAAAGACGAGUCGUCGGAUGAAUCCAGCUCCGACAGUAGCAGCAGUAGCAGCGAGGAUGAAGCGGCCACCAAAAAAUCACGCAGAAAGAGCAAGGGCAAAAGCAAGGGCAAGGGCAAAAGUGGUAAGAGUAAGCACGGCAAAAGCAGGAAAAGUAAAAAAGAUGAUGACGAAAAGAAAGGAAUUUCACUAUCUGGUCUACUAAACAUCAUCGACGGUGUAGCGUCACAUGAAGGUCGCGUCUUAGUAAUGACGACAAACCAUCCCGAAAAGCUAGAUGAAGCUCUUAUCCGACCCGGCCGCGUGGAUCAUCAAGUCGCAUUCACGAACGCCACUCGUCAUCAAAUCCAAGAGAUCUUCGAGAGAAUGUACUCCAAAGACCCACCGCGCGAGAAACUCAUCGCUACCACAUCACCAGCUACAUCACCCGUUACUAAAAUGCAACUCCCCAUCAAAGAAGAAGAAACUCCUCUCCUCACCCCAAGCCCAGAAUCUACGACCCAAGAAGUUGAGAGCAGUCACGCAAAUCCGAACUCAAAUCCGAUUUUGGAAAAACGUCCUUUGACGCCACCGGAUACUCCAAUCACCGUCGAAACCGAAACCGAAGCCAUUGCAUCGACCAAAAAGAAAACUCUCACAAUAGCUGAUAUUGAGAAAAAUGGAGAGGAGGAAAAAUUGGCAGAAGGGGAAUUAUCGAUCCUAGCGAAGCAAUUCUCGGAGUAUAUUGAGGAUUUCAAGUUUAGUCCAGCAGAGGUUCAAGGGUUCUUGUUGACCAGGAAGAAAUCGCCUAGGAAGGCAGUGAGUGAGAUUGGUGCUUGGGUUGCUAUUACUAAGAAGAGAAAGGGAAAGGGAAAGGGAAAGGGAAAGGGAAAGGGAAAGGGAAAGGGAAAGGGAAAGGGAAAGGGAAAGAGAAAGGGAAAGGGAAAGGGAAAGGGAACGGGAAAGGGAAUUGGAAUUGGAUAUGGAAGUGGAAGGGGAAAUGGAUAG
Sclerotinia borealis F-4128 is the source of this 2130-nucleotide messenger RNA. Lineage: Eukaryota; Fungi; Ascomycota; Leotiomycetes; Helotiales; Sclerotiniaceae. The record is from the annotation of a GenBank genome assembly.